Molecule: messenger RNA, 1886 nt
Organism: Physcomitrium patens
Lineage: Eukaryota; Viridiplantae; Streptophyta; Bryopsida; Funariales; Funariaceae
Biological process (GO): rRNA base methylation
Molecular function (GO): rRNA (uridine-N3-)-methyltransferase activity
Source: RefSeq, a predicted model, not a curated record
UCGAUGAGUACGUGAAGCAAUUCCACAGUCUAAGAUGCAUAUCGAAUUCCAAAUUUCUUAUCACAAAACUCAAAAUUCUGUUACAAGAUUGAGCGGUGGGCUCUCUUUUCUAGAGUUCAUCUUCUCGUUUCUGAGACGCCGCUCGUUGUAACCAGAAGGCGCAGGUUUGUAGAACUUCGUGAUUAUUCACGUUCCUUGAUUAGUCUCACACUCAGAUUUCUCUCAAGGGUUUGUGUUUCAGAUCACGCUAGAUGACGAUGUUAUUCGAGGGUAACUAGAGCGGCAGUUGUAUACGAGUCUCCAAUUUUUUCCUGGGCAUCCUCGUCUUUGUGGGGGUUCUCUUUAGAAUUGUGCAGUGCACCGUAUCUUUGGUUCUAGGAACCAAGUUCUGGCUUACCCUAUCGUGCAUGUGCGGCAUUUUGGAGGAAUAGCUUGUUUCUACCCCUUCAUCAAAUUUUAGGAGGUACAGAGUGAGGGUUGGCUCAAGGUAGGGUAACAGAACACCUGCGCGCACUUAGGUGACAAUUAUAGUCAUAUUCUAAAAGUUAUCUACUACAUUUUGGCCAGACAAAGCCACACUUGGGGAGCGGCUUAUUUAGUAGACUGUCUCUCUUGUGUCUUCAUGGUAUCUAUAAGAUGUUAGCGUCCACUUUCACGACCGCCAGCCUGCUCAAAUUUUAUGUACAAUGGCCACCUCCAACACUUCUUCGUAAUUGGCCCUCCAAUUCUUCACUAUCAGUACGCUAUUUGGACCUUGGGACGAGAGUAUUCCUGCCCAACAAUCGAAUUCAAUUCUUGAGAGCAGUUGUUAAACCUAGAUUUUGCGAUUUUCGGAAUGCUGAAAAAUCUGCUCAAGGCGGCUGCACUAUUCACUGCACAGCAUUGGCGAAGGACUUGCACGUAGAAGCUGAGGAAGGGGCAGUGGUUCAGGACCAAUCUAGGGGCGGCCUUCCGCGGUUCCACAUUAGUUCGCUUCCAGCUGUAAAGGGAAUGACCGUGCGAGUUGAUGGGGAUGAAUUUUGGCAUAUGACACGAGUUCUAAGGUUGAAUGUCAAUGACAGAAUUGAACUUUUUGAUGGAAACGGGGGACUUGUAGAGGGUACCUUGUUGAAGGUAACAAAGAACUGUGCAGAAGUCGUAGCAACGACAGCGAGACGAGUACUUCCACUAACUGGCCCGAACUGGCACGUGGCCGCCGCUUUUGGUAAUUUGAAGGGUGGCCGUGCAGAUUGGCUUGUCGAAAAAUGCACGGAACUAGGUGCUCAGACUCUCACCCCUCUUCUCACUCAAAGAUCGGCUUCUGUGGCUGAGCAACGUAAUGAUCGGUGGAACCGUAUUAGCAUGGCUGCUACCAAGCAAUGCCAAAGAUUACACGCCUUGGAUGUGCGUGAACCUACUCAACUGAAACAUUUAUUGGCAGAAGUAAAAAAGGCGGACGUAGCGUUCCUUGCUGCUGCAGGAGCACCUCCUCUAGCACAGUCAUUGUUACAAAGGCCAGAGUGUCUGCGUGGAGGUCUACUAUUGAUUGGUCCAGAAGGAGAUUUCACACCAGAAGAGAUUGAGUUGCUGAUUGAUGCGGGAGCAAUGCCUGUAGGUCUAGGUCAGUUACGGCUUAGGGUGGAAACAGCUGCUAUUGCCAUUCUCACGACAGUCAUACUUCUCUCAGAAGGUCACCGAGAGGACUUGAAAUCAGAAUAGUUAGUAUCGAAUCAUUUAGUGGAUACAGAAAAUUCCGAGAAUAUUUUCAAAGAUGAGCCCUGCUCUUUCAUCUAUUCAUUUGACGAAGCUCGAGUGUGCACCUGUAUACGUAGAUUUCUGUCAGCGUAUCUUGUAGUAAUUUUCUGGUAAAAGCAUCUAGACUUAGAAAUGCUUAUUACAUUACCAUU